GCACCAGCUCGUUGUACGGUAAUUGCACUGCAUUUGGUUGCGAAUUCCAGAGCCGCUUUCAAGUCAAUUCCCGAAACAAUCUGGUUGGCAAAAGCGCCAAUGAAUGUAUCGCCAGCACCAGUAGUGUCAACGGCUUUGACUUUAGCAGCUGGAAGGAAGCCUUUAGCACCAGAACGAGAAACAAAGUAGCUGCCAUGACUACCUAAUGUAAUGAUCACAGCCUUCCGAACACCCUUUUCCAGUAAACGAAGGGCAUACUUUUCGGCAUUGUCAACCGUGAUGUCUACAUUUGUUUCAUUGAGCACGAUGGCAGCUUCAUGUUCGUUGGGCACAAGGUAGUCGCACUUACUGAGCAUGUCAUCAGACAGGAAGAACGCGGGUGCAGGGUUCAGUAAGACGGGAGUGUUGUGUUUGUUGGCAAUUUCAAGAGCCUUCGCUACAGAGGCGAUUGGAAUCUCGAGUUGAAGGAUGAUCAUGUCGCUUUCGGCAAUGACACUUUCCAACUUAUCAACGUAAGUCUCGUCCACGAGGCCAUUCGCUCCAGCAGACAACAAGAUUCUGUUCUCUCCUGUUUGCUCGACGAUAAUCAUAGCGACACCGGUAGAAAUGCCUUUCACGGAUUGAACAUGGGAGGUAUCAAUUUUGUCUGUAUGAAGCCCUUCCAAUAAUGUGCGUCCAAAAGCAUCUUCUCCAACACAUCCUGCCAUCAUCACCUUUGUAUUGUCGUCUGGUGUCAUUCUAGCAGCAGCAACAGCUUGGUUCGCACCUUUUCCUCCAAGACCUUGAGAGAAACCAUUAUCCAACGAAUGCACAGUUUCGCCAGCUUUGGGACAAGCCUUUGUUCUCAUCACCAAAUCGGCGUUUAAGCUUCCAAUCACUAAGAUACGGUUCAUAAUUGUAGAGACUAAGAAGGAAAUAGAGAGACAGGAACAGAAAUAGAAAACUGAGGGGAAUCAGGAAAAUAAGAGGUAAUUCAAGGGAAAUAAGGGCAAAUUUUUUUAAUAAAAGUUUGUUUUUUGCCUACAAUGCUUGUUAUUUAAGGAAAAGUAUGGCGCUUUUUCCUCGUUGAUUUGUUCGUUUUAUUAUGUGAAACGUGUACGUGGCGGCUGAACCAAAAGUAUUCCUUUUCCCUGCAGUAGAACCGCUUCGUUUCCCUUUACGAACCGCGUUUUAGAAGUCAAUGUCUCAUUAAAAAUUAAAAUUGGCUUGAACGUAUGCUACCCAGUCGUUUAUGUUCUUUCUCUCUCUUGUUUCGCUUCCAAAUACAGAUCGUCAACAUUGUUCUCUUUCCAGCUUAUGCCCACUUCUGAGUUAAAUAAGCAUUCAAUUGGAAACAAAAGAGCUAGAAGCGAGUCGGUAGAUGAGGAAUUUUGUGCGAUAUGUUUGGAUACUCUUUCUCGAAAGGCCAAGUUGCACCCAUGUGGUCAUUCCUGCUUCGACCUGGACUGUAUAACAACGUGGUUACAGAGGUCUUACAAGUGUCCGUUGUGUAAGCGGCCAGUUGACUGUAUAUAUUAUGAUUAUGAUAUACGAAACAAGUUUAAAAGGCGGUACAUUCAACCUCGUUCUACAGAGGUUGGCAACACUCGCAACGACUCUGUGGAAGGUGACACUGUGCACGACACCAGAUCUUCUCUCUUUGCAGAGUAUCCCUUAUUGGCUAGCAGGAAGGUCAUCUACGAGUACCAAAUGUUGUCGAGAAUUACCCGGCUUCCACGGAGAUCCCGGUUCGAAAAUGGCGUCUGUUUGGCGGCGUUUCGCUCGUCUUCAAUGUUACAGAGAAAAACGGAGGCCUUUUUAGGGCGGGAGUUGGUUCUGUUCGAUUACAUGGACCAAUCUCAAUUAUCAUUUCUAAAACAUUUUAUGAUGGAGCUUCUUCGACAGCAUGGGAUUGAUGAACCCCAUACAUUACUCCAAGUAUCCGAGUUCUUAGGUGAACAGGAUGCAAAAACUCUGCUCCAUGAACUUCACACAUUCUUAAAAACUUCCAUCACAACAAUUCACCGGUACGAUGCAUGCGAUUAUGUUGUGUAUGGUGAGAGUGGCCUUACGUUAGAAGACAUACAGCACCGGCUGGAAGCCUCUCCAUCUUACUUUGAUGAAUGGGGAACUGAACAAUCCGAUGAGCAGAACAGCGGACAGGACGACGGACAAGGUUAGCAAAAAAGAAGGAGGGACGGAUAACUCUAAUGUGCAAACAAACAUUCAUUUACUGUUUCCGUCCUUGGUUGUUUCUUUUUUCCUUCAUAGUGUUUGACCAACACAUUUUGUAUAGUUAUAUCUUUAUAUUUCAUAUAGACAAAUUUGUAACGCUUAAUGAAAUAGGUUGACAUGUAAUGAAUUCCAAAAGCCGUCAUUUUAAUUCCACAUGUAUUCGCU
Messenger RNA from Schizosaccharomyces japonicus yFS275, 2379 nucleotides. RefSeq names its product ubiquitin-protein ligase E3. The coding region runs from base 1297 to 2160 and encodes 287 amino acids. Lineage: Eukaryota; Fungi; Ascomycota; Schizosaccharomycetes; Schizosaccharomycetales; Schizosaccharomycetaceae. The record is from RefSeq and is a predicted model, not a curated record. The transcript has a single exon.